Molecule: messenger RNA, 3413 nt
Organism: Bemisia tabaci
Lineage: Eukaryota; Metazoa; Arthropoda; Insecta; Hemiptera; Aleyrodidae
Gene: stas
Product: Transmembrane protein stas
Biological process (GO): autophagosome assembly
Cellular component (GO): endoplasmic reticulum membrane
Source: RefSeq, a predicted model, not a curated record
UUUGUUGUGAUACCGAUCGCUGAGGUGAUUAGGUGAAAAAGCGAGGAGAAAUCUCACUUCAUUAGAAUUGGAAAUUGAUCGCGAAACUGAUUUAAUUUUUUACUGCUAACUUCACUUAUUUUUCAUAUUAUGGUGCUACAUUUGUGUGAUAUGAGUGUUAUUUAGUACCUGAUUUGCAGAUUUUUAGUUAUUUCUUCAGCUACAAUGGUGGAGGGAAAUAAUACAACAGGUGCAACCACCACAUCCGGACAGAUCACGAAGAAAUUGGCGAUGGGUGAAUCAACAAAAUCCAUAGUAAUUCUAUCGGGAGUUUUUUUAUUGAGCUCGGUCAUUCUAGCAUCUGUUUAUUACACUUUUCCGGAAUUAGACCCCUCAGAAAAGCAAUAUUUUAGAUUGCCUCGGAGCUAUGAUGAUGCCCUCAAUUUAGGUCGAGUCCUAGAAAGAUACACUGAGAAAUACUAUUUUCAAGUCAUUUCUGCUAUGAUUUGUGUGUAUAUAUUUUUACAAACAUUUGCUAUCCCAGGGUCAAUUUUUCUAUCUGUAUUAUCAGGAUUUUUGUAUCCCUUUGCGGUAGCCUUGGGUUUAGUCUGCUUUUGCUCAGCAACGGGUGCAUCAUUUUGUUACCUUCUAUCUCAGUAUCUGGGAAGGAAAUUAGUCUACAAAUAUUUCCCAGAUCGAGCCAACAAAUAUGCUGUCUUGGUUCGAAAUCAUAAAGACGAUUUGCUGAGUUACAUAAUAUUUUUAAGAAUCACUCCAUUCCUACCUAACUGGUUUAUCAACAUUGCAGCUCCAGUCGUUGAUGUUCCUCUAGUACCAUUUUAUAUUGGCACUUUCCUCGGUGUUGCUCCCCCAUCAUUUGUGGCGAUACAAGGAGGAAAAAGUCUCCACGAAUUGACAAAAAGUGGCAAUACUAUGUCUCUAUCUUCUGUCAUUCUGCUUGCUGUUUUUGCAACAAUUUCUUUAAUACCAGUAUUUUUACGGACAAGGUUACGUGCAAAAUUUGAUUGAAAUCUCAAGAUACUGUAAUUAAUUCUAGUCCUUCGUCUUGGUCAAUGUAUUCUCAUUUUGUGGAGUCUAAAGCACAAGAAUUUUUUGUAUUUCAAUGGAGUAAAAUUUGGUACAAUUACUUACAGACCAUCUUAUGGCAUGUUGCUGUCAAAAGAUUUAUCACCCCUCUUUUAAUGUAAAAGGCAGGUGUUACACCGUAAAAAAGUAACACUUUAUUAAGAUGGAUGGGAAAUUGAAAGUAAUUACCGGGAGGAGACCUGUGUUUUUAAUGUAAUAUUAUUUCUAUUCUUUUUAAAUUUAUCUGAAGCCACAAAACCAUUCGAAUUGUUUGUGGUUCAAAAUUUGGUCAGGAGGAAUCAUUCCUCUACAAUGUCAAUGUAUUUUUGAGGUGACAAGAAACUUUUUAAAACUGAUCAAGAUUUUAAAUUUAUCUUGAAAACAUAAUUUCAUCGAAAUGGUGGUAUUAAGCCCAAUCCACACAGUUUUAUUUUUCAUCCAACUUUUCUUUCAUUUCCAUUGCAUGGAAAUUUUUCCUGAUUGAAAUAUGUGCACAGUACAAAUUUUCACCCAUGAAAGUUUCAAGAAAAGUUGAAUCGUGUGAAUUGGGCUGAACAGUUCCAAGAAAUGUGACUAGUUCUUUUAUUAUUGCUAUUUUUUUUCUUUUUUUUUAAAAAAAGAAAACUUUUAAAGAAAAUCAAAAAUUCUAGACAUGGGGUAAAGCCAGCUCCUGGAACAGGAGAGGAGGAUUAUUUUUAUUUUUUCUCUUUUUAAUUUUUUUCAGAAGUCAAUAUUUUUAUUUACAAAAUGGUAACUUUGCUUUUGUUUAUAUUUCAUUCUUUUCAUAGUAGAAUUACGAAGUAAGACCAAUGAAAAUUUGAUUUUUAAGGGAAUAAGUCUCAUUCAAUCAGUUAAUCAUUCUUCUGGGCUCACUUUCAACAAAGAGCUUGCUAGUAUUUACUGUUAAUUUAAUAUGAGGGCCUUCAAAAGAGCUAGAUUUCCUAUUUUAUAAGUAUGAAAUAAACAGAAUAAAUGGAAUUAUUAAUAGGUACAUAUUAAGCUCACUUUCAAUUUUGGACCACAUCCCAUUGACCCCUGACCCACCGACACUGAGCAAAUGAGUUUUACUUUUCUUCAUACUUCUCUCUUUUUUCUAAUUUUACUUAUCCUUUCCUAUUUCAAGUGAAGUUUCAAAGAUAUUGUAACUACCGCAUCAAGCUUAAAUUCUAGUACGCACUGUUCCCAAAAUUUUAGUGUAAACAUAUGUAUCUUCCUAGCUUGGUUGCGGCCAAUAUGUGCUCAAGCUGUAAAUCCUGAUAAUAACGUGCUUUAUCACAUACUCAGGAUUCUUCAAAAAUUCCCGUGAAAGAUUUUUAAGGAAAUUUUAACCAAGAUUUUCUAAUAUUUCAUUUUAAUUAAUCAAAAUAAUGACUGGGGUGAUUAUGGGCGUAAUCUUCCUUCUCUUCCCUCCCCCAACCCCCCCUUACUGGUUUUAGGCAGGCAAAUUGUCACAGAAGGAGCCUAAUACAUUCAUGAAAAUUCUUUUUUCUUUGUCAUUACUUUUCAGUUUAUGUCAGUAUAGUUCGCCCAAGAGAUGAAAUGAUUUUCCACAUUUUACAAUGCACAAUUUUGUCAGUACUUAAUUUUCAAGGCUUUAGCAUUGAAUCAAGCCUAAAAAUCAUGUGAGGGAAAGUAUUUGUAUAGCAUCUUUUGCUAUGAUUUUUUACCUUAUUUAUAUUUUCUUUUUUUAUCUUAAAAAAAAAGAAUAGGUAGGCCAUAAAAAAAAAAAAAAAAAUUCUGUAGGAUAUCUUGGAGAAUCACUCUACAUUCCAACAGAGAUAGAAUUUGUAUGUGUCUAGAAUUAACCUUUGUAAUACAUAUUCGUUUUUAAUAGUUAUUAUCUUGAUAUUUUAUUUAGUUAUGUUUUUCCUUUUUAUCAGUUUGAAAUUUAUUUGACACAUAGGGAAGGCCAGGUGGAAUUUUAAUUUAUCUGAUUUGUUAUCCGAUUGCUAAGAGACCAUACUUCUUUAAUUGAUUAGCAAACAUAGAAUCUGUUUUGAAAAGGAAUUCUCAAUCAAUUUGUUUCGGAAUUGAUUUUUGACUCAAAUCUUAAUUUUAGUAAACCCAACUUUAAAUUUUUUUGAAUUUUUAAAUUACCAACGACAUACCAUUCUGCCUUUUUUUGUAACUUUUACUGUGAAUUUCUUUGCUGCUGGAUAUUGUAAUAUCAUUUUAUCAUAAUAUGCACCAGCAUUACUUAUUUGACGCUGAUGCAAAUUUUUUUGUCAAUCCUCCGAUUUGAUUUUGGAUUCUGUUGGAAAUCAGCUGUUGGUUUUUGCAGUGAUGGAAACUAGCUCAGUAAAAUAUGCAUUUAUGAUAAUAAAUAAAUUGACAAGACUAUAGGACUA